GGCGGGCGCCGGACCCCCAGGCGGAGCGACAGGUCUCGGGCCCUCAGGCGGAGCGGCGGGCGCCGGACCCCCAGGCGGAGCGACAGGUCUCGGGCCCUCAGGCGGAGCGGCGGGCGCGGGACCCCCAGGAGGAGCGACAGGUCUCGGGCCCUCAGGCGGAGCGGCGGGCGCCGGACCCCCAGGCGGAGCGACAGGUCUCGGGCCCUCAGGCGGAGCGGCGGGCGCCGGACCCCCAGGCGGAGCGACAGGUCUCGGGCCCUCAGGCGGAGCGGCGGGCGCCGGACCCCCAGGAGGAGCGCGGGCGGCGGGCGCCGGAUCCCCAGGCGGAGCGGCGGGGCGCUGGACCCCCAAGCGGAGCAACAGGUCUCGGGCCCCCAGGCGGAGCGGCGGUCGGAGGCAGGAGCGGCGGGCACCGAGACACCAGGCGACGACAGUGGGCUCCGAGUCAACUGGUAUGACCGCAGGCACUGGUCACAGGUCAUUGGAUGGUCCCAUGGCUGGACAGCGGGCAUCGGGUCACCAGGCAUCAGGUCAUUUGGCUCG
This is a messenger RNA of Staurois parvus, 543 nucleotides long. NCBI's taxonomy places the organism in Eukaryota, Metazoa, Chordata, Amphibia, Anura, Ranidae. The record is from the annotation of a GenBank genome assembly.